Trifolium pratense (red clover) is the source of this 855-nucleotide messenger RNA. Its product is annotated as probable leucine-rich repeat receptor-like protein kinase At1g68400. Lineage: Eukaryota; Viridiplantae; Streptophyta; Magnoliopsida; Fabales; Fabaceae. The transcript has a single exon. Gene Ontology annotation, molecular function: protein kinase activity; ATP binding. The record is from RefSeq and is a predicted model, not a curated record. Gene Ontology annotation, biological process: protein phosphorylation. Bases 1 to 855 code for a protein of 284 amino acids.
AUGGGGUUUUCCCUUUUUGUUCUUCAACUUAUUACUUUUUCAGUUCUUACUAUUGCUCAAGAAGAACCUAAAGGGAACACCAAUGAUGUACAAAAUAAUUCUUCAGAUAAUAAAACCAAUAGCAAUUCCAACCUUUUAUUAUUAAUUCUCAAUGUGGUUCUUCUUUUAGCAAUUAUAUUGCUAUUGAUUCUUUACUACAACACAUCAAAAAAACUCAAUAGAAUAGUGAAGGGACACAUUUACACAUCUCAUGAACAAGAGAAAGAUGUUGAAACAAGUAUUAAUGUGAAGAGAGUUGAGAUAGGAGAAGGGACAACAAUGAUGACAGUAGAAGAGAGAAAGGAGUUAAUGUUUUUCAAUGAUGAGACAAAUUUUCAAAUGGGAGAACUUCUUAGAGCUUCUGCUGAAGCAUUAGGACAUGGAAUUAUGGGGAAUAGUUAUAAGGCUAUGUUGAAUAAUGGACAUAAUAUUGUUGUGAAGAGGUUAAGGGACUUGAAACCAUUUACUAAGGAAGAAUUUGCAAAGAUAGUGAAAAUUAUUGCUGAUCUUAAACAUCCUAAUUUGUUGCCUUUGCUUGCUUAUUACCAUUCAAGAGAUGAGAAGUUGAUGCUCUAUAGAUAUGCUCAGAAUGGAAAUCUUUUCUCUAGACUUCAUGGUAAUUUACAUCAACUUGGUCUUUUUUAUUCUGAAUUGUACCUUGAUAUAAUUUUUCUUGAAAUGGUAUCAUUUAUAUUGUGCCACAUAUGGUAUAUGGUGGAUCGAUGUUUGAAAAUUGUUCAAUCAAACUUUGACGAUGAUAAACGUCAUCACCUUUUUUGGGUCAUCUACGUCCUUAUAGUUGAGAUAGUGACCUGA